This is a messenger RNA of Gossypium raimondii (Peruvian cotton), 681 nucleotides long. Its product is annotated as 60S acidic ribosomal protein P1. Bases 160 to 504 code for a protein of 114 amino acids. The transcript has 4 exons. Lineage: Eukaryota; Viridiplantae; Streptophyta; Magnoliopsida; Malvales; Malvaceae. Gene Ontology annotation, cellular component: cytosolic large ribosomal subunit; ribosome. Gene Ontology annotation, molecular function: ribonucleoprotein complex binding; structural constituent of ribosome; protein kinase activator activity. The record is from RefSeq and is a predicted model, not a curated record. Gene Ontology annotation, biological process: translational elongation; cytoplasmic translation.
UUGGUUCAUAAGGCCGUUAAAGCCCAAUUCACUAUUUUAUUUCUUUAAAAUCCCUUUUCAAUGCCGAAUAUGAAACCCUAGCAACAGUCUGUUCAGAACUUUGAAGAGCGGCUGCUCAGAUUUUGCCUAUUUCCCAGAUUUUUCUCUCAGUUUGAAACGAUGUCUACGGCUGGUGAAGCUGCUUGUUCUUACGCUGCUUUGAUUCUCUAUGAUGAUGGAAUUCCCAUCACCGCUGAGAAAAUUGCAACAAUUGUUAAAGCUGCAAAUGUUUCGGUUGAAUCUUAUUGGCCAAGCUUGUUUGCAAAGCUUUUCGAAAAGUGCAACAUUGAGGAUCUUAUAACCAAUGUUGGUGCUGCUGGUGCUGGUGCUCCAGUUGCCGCAGCUGCACCUGUUGCUGCUGGCGGUGGUGGUGGUGCCGCUGCUCCACCUCCUGCUGAGGAAAAGAAGAAGGAAGAACCAGAGGAAGAGAGUGAUGACGAUAUGGGAUUCAGUUUGUUUGAUUAGAAGUUCCUUUCAGUGCUUGAUUUGGUUGAUUACUGUUUUAAUGCAUUAAAGCUGUGACAGUAGUUGUUGAGGUUUCUUGGUAUUAUUAUUAUUUAUCUGCUUUUGAGUAAAAACUUUCUUUGAGUUGUAUGUUUGAAGCUUCUAUAUAUAAAAGUUUUCUAGACCAAUUUUUGCCAA